CCGCGUCUCUUUUCCGCGCUUGGUCAGGAGUCUAUUUCCUUCUCUAUUCUAUCUCUUGCUUGGGGAAGAGCUUAUAAUUAGGGUUCCUUUUCGUGGCUCUCCUCUCCUAGUUCUCUUCCACGAAUCCAUCGUACGACGCUUCGAUCGCACUCUUUCUGGGUUUUCUGCCGGCAUCUCCUCUCCAUUUUUCCAGAUCUGUUGCCCGGCUGGAGAUUCGAUCUGAAGAGUGAGAUUGUUUCCUGAAUUAUGCGAACUUCAUGGGCUGAUUCAGUUGCGAACGCCGAUAGCUCGGCGUUUGCGACAGGUGCUUCUGCUAGCACCACCUACUCGAACGCUGCCGACGCCUCUGCUGCUGCUGCUGCUGUCGCUGCACCUCGUCCUGGUCGUGCUGCCUAUGUCCCUCCUCAUCUUCGCAACCGCACAGCAUCCUCGGAACCUCCAGUGCCGUCUCCUGCUGAUGGUUCUUCUGCUGCUAAAUUACCACCUGGGCCUGCUGCACUUUCUGGUGGAAACCGUUGGGGUGGUGGCCCCAGCCGAGAGAUGGGACGCGCUGGCUCUGUUGGUGGUGGCCGGGGUAUGGGUGAUGGCUGGGGCUCAAGGAGCGGCGGGUGGGACCGCAGGGACCGGGAGAUCAACCCUUUCGCAAACGAGGACGAAACCACUGAGGCUGCUUUUGAUGGCCCAGAGAAUACUGGGAUAAAUUUUGAUGCUUACGAGGAUAUCCCUGUGGAGACCAGUGGUGAGAAUGUCCCUCCACCUGUGAGUACGUUUUCCGAGAUUGAUUUAGGGGAUGCAGUGAAUGAAAACAUUAGGAGGUGCAAAUAUGUCAAGCCAACCCCAGUCCAGCGCCAUGCCAUCCCUAUCUUACUUGCUGGGCGGGACCUGAUGGCCUGUGCUCAAACUGGGUCGGGGAAGACUGCAGCUUUCUGCUUUCCGAUCAUUAGUUGGAUCAUGAGGGGACCACCUGCACAGCGGCAGCGCGUUUCGAGGACAGCGUAUCCAUCUGCACUGAUUUUAUCGCCUACCCGUGAGCUUUCAAUUCAAAUACAUGAGGAAACGAGGAAGUUCUCAUACCAAACUGGUGUCAGGGUGGUUGUUGCCUAUGGUGGAGCUCCGAUCAAUCAACAGCUGCGUGACUUGGAAAGGGGUGUUGACAUUCUUGUGGCAACUCCUGGUCGCCUGGUUGAUUUGCUUGAGAGAGCUAGAGUCUCAUUACAAAGUAUUAGAUAUUUAGCUUUGGAUGAGGCUGACAGAAUGCUUGAUAUGGGUUUUGAGCCUCAAAUUCGUAGAAUUGUUGAGCAGAUGGACAUGCCUGCUCGAGGUCAAAGACAGACUAUGUUAUUCAGUGCCACAUUCCCUAGCGAGAUACAGAGAUUGGCUUCUGAUUUCCUUUCCAAUUACAUCUUUCUUGCUGUUGGAAGGGUCGGUUCCAGUACGGAUCUGAUUGUCCAAAGGGUAGAGUUUGUUCUUGACUCUGACAAAAGAAGCCACCUAAUGGACCUUCUUCAUGCCCAAAGGGUUAAUGGUGCCCAUGGAAAGCAAGCUCUAACUUUGGUCUUUGUCGAGACAAAGAAAGGUGCUGAUUCCUUGGAGCACUGGUUAUGCAUGAAUGAGUUUCCUGCAACCACCAUUCAUGGUGAUAGGACACAGCAGGAACGGGAACGUGCACUCAGAUCCUUCAAGAGUGGUGCAACUCCAAUUCUAGUCGCAACUGAUGUUGCAGCCCGUGGGCUUGACAUUCCUCAUGUGGCACAUGUCAUCAACUUUGACCUGCCCAAUGACAUUGAUGACUAUGUGCACCGCAUUGGAAGAACUGGGAGAGCUGGAAAGUCUGGUCUGGCCACUGCCUUCUUCAACGAGAAUAAUUCAUCUCUAGCCAGGUCAUUGGCAGAGCUUAUGCAGGAAGCGAACCAGGAGGUGCCGCAGUGGCUUUCUCGCUAUGCUGCUGAUCGUUCUUCCUAUGGUGGUAGAAACCGUCGAUCUGGUGGAGCACGCUUUGGGGGGCGUGACUUUCGAAGGGAUUCCUCUUCCAGGAGUGGGGGAGGUGGUGAUUAUUAUGGAGGCAGUGGGUAUGGAGGUGGGGCAUAUGGUGCAUCCUCUGGGUAUGGCAGUGGUUAUGGCAAUCCAGGGUUAAGUGCUUGGGAUUAGCACCAUUCCAUUAUUUCUUAGCUUAGAUCUAUUCACCCUUGUACGAGGGCCAUAAUUUUGAUAGCAUUGUGCGCUUGAGGGCUUAGAUAUUUUGUGUCAUCCCUCUCUUCUUCAUUGCCUGCUGAGUCGCUAGCAGUUUCUCUAUUGGUUCCCCACUCAUGAGAGUGCUACAUGGAUGAAUCAAAUAUGAAUGGUCCUAUAAGUCUCACAGGUAGCCCCAUUUUAAAUUUAUUUUCUUUUGUUUCCCUUUGUUUCUUACCAGGGUGUAACUCGGAGGUUGUAGAAUAUGUGAUGAGACUUCGAGGGUCCUUUUUGGGCUGUUUGUUUCA
Musa acuminata subsp. malaccensis (wild Malaysian banana) is the source of this 2477-nucleotide messenger RNA. Its product is annotated as DEAD-box ATP-dependent RNA helicase 37. Gene Ontology annotation, cellular component: nucleus. Gene Ontology annotation, molecular function: RNA binding; RNA helicase activity; ATP binding. The record is from RefSeq and is a predicted model, not a curated record. NCBI's taxonomy places the organism in Eukaryota, Viridiplantae, Streptophyta, Magnoliopsida, Zingiberales, Musaceae.